Molecule: messenger RNA, 1478 nt
Organism: Lotus japonicus
Lineage: Eukaryota; Viridiplantae; Streptophyta; Magnoliopsida; Fabales; Fabaceae
Product: double-stranded RNA-binding protein 1-like
Exons: 3
Coding region: 118-1176 (352 amino acids)
Biological process (GO): regulation of gene expression; rRNA processing
Cellular component (GO): nucleus
Molecular function (GO): double-stranded RNA binding; ribonuclease III activity
Source: RefSeq, a predicted model, not a curated record
AUACCACUCUCUCUCUUCUCCUUCCUCAUUUGUUCACUCACAUCACAGGUAGGUUUAUGUCGUGAACCACAAACCCCAACACACUCACACACACACACACACACACACGAAGGAGCUAUGGCGGCCACUAACGAAGAUUUCAAAGGUGUCUCGAAUUGUUAUGUGUUCAAGAGCCGAUUGCAGGAGUAUGCUCAGAAAGUGGGGCUCACCACACCUGUCUAUGAAACAAUCAAGGAAGGGCCUUCCCAUGAGCCUUAUUUCAGGUCAACUGUGAUAGUAAACAAUGUUCGGUAUGAUUCUUUGCCUGGAUUUUUCAACCGUAAAGCAGCAGAGCAGUCUGCUGCUGAAGUUGCUCUGGUGGAGUUGGCCAAAUCUGCUGAAGCUAAUCAACCCGUCAGUCAACCUGUUCAUGAAACUGGAUUAUGCAAGAAUUUACUUCAGGAAUAUGCACAGAAGAUGAGUUAUGCAAUGCCUUUGUAUAACUGCAAAAAGGAAGAGACGCCAGGUCGGGCAGCUGGAUAUUCAUGUACUAUUGACAUUGGGGGGAUUCUCUAUAUUGGGGGAACAGCAAAAACGAAGAGGGAAGCAGAGUUAAAAGCAGCUAGAACUGCUCUGUUAGCUAUCCAGUCAAGUCCAUCUCAUGCUACUGAAAACCAGUUGACAGUCAUUCCUUGCAGAAAAAGGGCAACAACUGUUCCCUUGCCUGAUAAGACUUCAAAAACCCCCAAGCCAAAGAAAGAACGGUUUAAAAGGAAAUCUGCCAAGAGGAAACAGUAUAGAGAUAAGAAGGGCCGCAUUCGUGCUGAAAAUGUGGGUAGUGGAGCAGAAAUCAACCAUCAGGUAGAAGCACAUGCAAGUGUUAAUGAUGAACCUGGCAUCCAGCAAAUGAAUUCUGAAGCAUUCACAUCAGAAGUAAUGAAGGAUUCUGAGAUUGGAAUGUCAGUUAAUUAUCAUGAGAAAGAGACAUUUGCUGGGGAGGGUGCUAUUGCUCUUAAUGGCCAAGAGACAUUUGAAAAUGGGAAGUCACAAGAAAUGCAUUGCAAAGAGAACAAUCAUGAGACUGUUGCUAUUGAACAGUCUUCAGUGCCUAAUGCAGGAAUCCUAGAAAGGUGCACACUCAUGGAGAUGAACAAACAGCAAUAUGAUGGAGAAAUGAUGCCAGACAAUAAACUGUAAUGUGGGGGAUUUGAGAUUAACAUAUAUUUAUUAGAGUUAGGAAACCUUUAGGAUUCCAACAUUUUUGCUUUGUUGGGUGUCACAAGAAAGUAGCAUAUAGGCUGUGACAUGAUUCACAGGAAGUUGAUAAAUUUUAUGACUGAACUAAUUAUGGAGUUUCAGACCCAUUGUUUUUUUGUAUGGUAUUAUAAUUAUAAUAUGUAAUUUAUUCGCUCCAUUUGUCCGCAACAUGGGACGUGGGAUUUGGAUCAUUGGAUGUAUUUUUUUGAAACUUUGGAUCAUUGGAUGCGCAUUUAAGAUGA